This is a messenger RNA of Kalmanozyma brasiliensis GHG001, 1776 nucleotides long. RefSeq names its product Glucosidase II beta subunit, N-terminal. Bases 1 to 1776 code for a protein of 591 amino acids. The record is from RefSeq and is a predicted model, not a curated record. Lineage: Eukaryota; Fungi; Basidiomycota; Ustilaginomycetes; Ustilaginales. Gene Ontology annotation, biological process: N-glycan processing. The transcript is spliced from 2 exons. Gene Ontology annotation, cellular component: glucosidase II complex.
AUGGUUCGUCUCAACCUCGCCGUGGCCGCUCUGGCAGCAGGCGCCAUCUCGGCUUCCGCUUCUUCAUCACAGCAUGCCACCACCAAGCCAUUGCGCGGUGUCGCUCCAGCAGACGCUGCCAAAUAUCAACCCAUCAAGAACGCACAAGGACAAAUGAGAUGGAAAUGCCUCGACGGAUCCAAAGAGGUCGCCUGGUCCGCGGUCAACGACGACUAUUGCGAUUGCCCAGACGGAUCCGACGAACCAGGCACCUCGGCCUGCCCUAACUCCACCUUCUACUGCGCCAACACCGGCCACAUCCCAGCCUCCAUUCGCUCGAGUCGUGUCGACGAUGGCAUCUGCGACCCCGAAUGCUGCGACGGCACCGACGAGUCCGAUGGCAAAGUCCACUGUCCCAAUCGAUGCGAAAAGGUCGGCAAGGAGCACCGCAAGAGGACCACCGAGCUCGAGAACCUACGCAGAGCAGGAGGCAAGAUCCGCGACAAGUACAUCGCAGACGGCCGCAAGGAGAAGGAGAACCUCGAAGCAGAGAUUGCCAAGCUCGAGAUAGAGGUACAGGUGGCUACCGAGAACGAGGCCCGCUUGAAGCAGGAGUUGGCCCGCGCAGAGACCUCGGAUAAGGCUGUCAUCGACGCGAAGAUCAAGACGCCGCUCUAUGCCAAGCUCACCAAUCGACAGCAGGCCAUCAAGACGCUACAAGACAAGAAUGCCGCACUCAAAGCCGAGCUCGAGACCCUCACGCUCUUGCUCGAUGACUUGGCCAAGGGCUACAACCCAAACUACCAGGACAUGGCCGUCAAAGGUGCUGUCGUCGCGUACAAGGAGUGGCGCGGGAUCGCCGCAGGUGAUGUCAAGCAAGAAGCCGACACAGCCGAGCCCAACAACAUUGACCAGCUCGCCGGGGAGAACACCAAGCUCAGCGAGCUCCUUGAUGAGGGUGAUUGGCCCUCUGACAAGCUUACCGCUCUGAUCAGCGAAGACGUGCUCGAUAUCAUGGACGGCGGCCUAGCAGGUGCCGGCAUCGACAAGCGGGUAUCCGCCACGGAAUCCGACGGCGGGCUGCUCUUCCGUAUUCACGAGUACAUGCCCGAUCAGCUCGUCCCCUACUUCGAAGCCAUGGUCGACACGCUUCUCGACGUGCUCAUCAAAGCCAAUGUCAUCACCGACGUCAAGCGCAUGCGACCCAAGUCGACCUCUUCUUCGUCAUCGACCACCGACGAGCCCGAGAACGUCUCUGCCGCUCGUCGCGCGCACACCGACGCAGCCAACCACCUCUCUCGCACCACGCACGACCUCUCGACGCGCAAGAACAAGCUCUCCGACUUUUCCUCGCGCUACGGCCGCCAAGCCGAGUUCAAAGCGCUCGAGUCCAAGUGCUUCUCCAAGGACAUGGGCGAGUACACGUACGAGUACUGCUUCUUCGGUCGGGCUACGCAGAUCCCCAACAACGGCGGUGCGCAGAUCUCGCUCGGCAGCUUUACCAACUUCAACCCCAAAAACGACCGCAAGCCGGAGGAGGACGAGUUCUGGUUGCAGCAGAUGUAUGCGCGUGGGCAAAAGUGCUGGAAUGGCCCUGAGAGGAGCGCUAUUGUGGAUCUCGAGUGCGGGGUGGAAAACAAGGUGCUGGACGUGUUUGAGGCGGAGAAGUGUAUCUAUUCGAUCAAGGUGGCGACUCCGGCGGUGUGCUUCCCUCCCGCAUCGGCAAGGGAGCAGGCGCAGAAGCAGCAGGGAGAAAAGGAGGGAGCUGCUGGACAGCCGGUCAAGGACGAACUCUGA